CCGUGAGGGCAAUAGUUACAGUUUUCCAGGAUAUAGUUUUUUAAAAUAAACGAUCUUUUCUUUUCUUUUUUUUGGUUGAGAGUUAAGAGAUAACGGACGUUUGGAAACAUGUUUUUAAUCCGAUAACUGAAUCCAAACAAUGGCGGAGGUUUUCAUAAUUAGUCAAGGGUUAAAAAGAGGGCGUGUCUGUUAUGAUGUGAUUACCCGGGUCAUUGUAAUGAUAAUGACAAUAAUCAUAUUAAUGAUAACAGUAAUGACAUAUGAUUUUGUGGCCACUCGGCGGUAGUAGUUGUGAUCCAGUCGGUGGCGGUGCUGCUCCUGCUCCUGCUCCUGCGUCUCUGUCUCCCCCUCCUGUCCUCAGCACCAGCCUGCGUUUCCUUCUAUUAUUUUCCACUCACUUUCUCGCAGUUUAAAAUGGCGGCGUUGAGCAGCGCCGAGUCUCCACCGCCCGUCUUUAACGGAGACACCGCGGAGCGGGAGCCGGACAGAGAACGCGGCCUGGAGGAGCUGGGCCCCGGGCUGGACGCGUCCUGCUCGCCGGGGAUUCCUGGGUGUCCGCAGGAGGAGGAGCUCUGGAACAUCAGACAGAUGAUCAAGUUGACACAGGAACAUCUGGAAGCUCUUCUUGACAAGUUCGGAGGAGAACACAAUCCUCCCUCCAUAUAUUUAGAGGCCUAUGAGGAGUACACCAGUAAGCUGGAUGCUCUCCAGCAGAGGGAGCAGAAGCUGUUGGAGGCCAUGGGAAACGGCACAGACUUCUCCUGUUCUCCCUCGAUCACGCCGACCGUUCUGGACGUCAAGACGGGAGGCUGCGGCGCCGGGGGCGGAGCCCAGGCGUUCCCGUCGGCUCCCAACACCCUGGCGGUCCUGCAGACCCCCACAGACACGAACCGAGCCAACCCUCGUUCACCGCAAAAACCAAUCGUUCGGGUCUUCCUGCCCAACAAACAGAGAACGGUGGUACCAGCCCGCUGUGGAAUGACUGCCAGAGACUCCCUCAAGAAAGCUCUGAUGAUGCGAGGCCUUAUCCCAGAAUGCUGUGCGGUUUACAGAAUACAGGACGGAGAGAAGAGGCCCAUUGGCUGGGACACAGACAUCUCGUGGCUAACUGGAGAGGAGUUACACGUGGAAGUGCUGGAGAACGUGCCGCUCACCACACACAACUUUGUGAGGAAGACCUUCUUCACGCUGGCCUUCUGUGACUUCUGCAGAAAGCUGCUCUUCCAGGGUUUCCGCUGUCAGACCUGCGGCUACAAGUUCCACCAGCGGUGCAGCACGGAGGUCCCGCUCAUGUGUGUCAACUACGACCAGUUGGACUUGUUGUUAGUGUCCAAGUUCUUUGAGCAUCACCCCUUCACCCAGGAGGAGGUGUCCUCGGAGGGGACGACUCCUGUGUCCGAGGUCUGUCCGUCACUCCCUCCGUCUGACUCCAUGGGGUCCAUAUGCCACUCCACUGUAUCGCCUUCCAAGUCCAUACCUAUCCCGCCCAGUUUCCGGCCAAACGAGGAAGACCACCGCAACCAGUUUGGUCAGCGGGACCGUUCGUCUUCGGCGCCAAACGUCCAUAUCAACACCAUAGAGCCUGUCAACAUUGAUGACUUGAUUCGAGACCAGAGUUUACCGAGGUCAGAUGGAGCCCCCCCGACCUACCCCGCCCGCUGCUUGAGGAAGCAUCGAACACGGACCUCAAGCCCCCUCCUAUACUCCUACCCCAAUGACAUAGUGUUUGAUUUUGAGGCUGAGCCUGUUUUCAGAGGCUCCACCACGGGGCUGUCGGCCACGCCACCCGCCUCCUUACCCGGGUCCCUGACCAAUGUCAAAGUUCCACAGAAGUCACCGUGCCAACAACGGGAGCGCAAGUCGUCGUCUUCGUCCGAGGACCGCAAUAAAAUGAAAACCUUGGGCAGAAGGGACUCCAGUGACGACUGGGAGAUCCCUGAAGGUCAGAUCACCCUGGGUCAGAGAAUAGGAUCUGGGUCGUUUGGAACCGUCUACAAAGGAAAGUGGCACGGGGACGUGGCGGUGAAGAUGUUGAACGUCACUGCUCCAACGCCACAGCAACUUCAGGCCUUUAAGAACGAAGUCGGAGUCCUCAGGAAAACGCGUCACGUGAACAUCCUGCUGUUCAUGGGCUACACCACCAAACCCCAGCUGGCCAUAGUCACCCAGUGGUGCGAGGGCUCCAGUCUGUACCACCACCUCCACAUCCUGGAGACCAAGUUCGAGAUGAUCAAGCUGAUCGACAUCGCCCGGCAGACGGCCCAGGGCAUGGACUACCUCCACGCCAAGUCCAUCAUCCACCGAGACCUGAAGAGCAACAAUAUUUUCCUCCAUGAGGAUCUGACGGUGAAGAUCGGUGACUUCGGCCUGGCUACGGUCAAGUCGCGUUGGAGCGGCUCGCACCAGUUUGAACAGCUGUCGGGGUCGAUACUGUGGAUGGCUCCUGAGGUGAUCCGGCUGCAGGACAAAAAUCCCUACAGCUUCCAGUCCGACGUUUACGCCUUCGGCAUCGUGCUGUACGAGCUGAUGUCAGGAGCGCUGCCCUACUCCAACAUCAACAACAGAGACCAGAUCAUAUUCAUGGUCGGCCGAGGUUACUUAUCUCCUGACCUCAGCAAAGUGAGAAGCAACUGUCCCAAGGCCAUGAAGAGGCUGAUGGCUGACUGUCUGAAGAAGAAGAGAGAGGAGCGCCCCCUAUUCCCACAGAUCUUAGCGUCCAUUGAGCUGCUGGCUCGCUCGUUACCCAAAAUCCACCGCAGCGCCUCGGAGCCUUCGUUAAAUCGAGCCGGCUUUCAAACGGAGGACUUCAGCUUGUACGCCUGCGCCUCGCCUAAAACGCCCAUCCAGGCCGGCGGCUACGGGGAGUUUUCGGCCUUUAAGUAAGUGCUGCAGAGCCGACGCUUCGUCCUCGUCUUACGUUUUUUUUACGUCUGUCGUCCCUGGAGUCAUUCAUCACUGAAACAACGGAACAGAUCAACACUGGGCCGCACCAACGGAAGAAAAACGACCUGAAUAUCAAACAGAAACAAAAACAUCUGGGACGGGAAGGAUUCGGACCGACACCUGUCCACCUGUAGGAGGAGACAAAGACAGAAAGUUGAAGACGCGACAGAGAAACGGCAGGAGAGGAAGUAAAGUUCACUAACAUGAAGCUGAACAUCGUCCAGCGGCGUGGGCCUCGAGACGUGGGCCUCAAGACGUGGGCCUCGAGACGUGGGCCUCGAGACGUGGGCCUCGAGACGUGUCCAACGCAGUUCAACAUAUCACCAUUAGCAAAUUAUUUUUAUUCGCUUACAAACACUGUCAUUGAUUCCCACGAUCGGAGCUGCGAUCUCUAACCGUUAGAUUUGCAGUUCGUUAUUUUAAAUUCCAAAAGGUCACA
Messenger RNA from Cynoglossus semilaevis (tongue sole), 3382 nucleotides. It is a transcript of the gene braf, whose product is annotated as B-Raf proto-oncogene, serine/threonine kinase. NCBI's taxonomy places the organism in Eukaryota, Metazoa, Chordata, Actinopteri, Pleuronectiformes, Cynoglossidae. Gene Ontology annotation, biological process: MAPK cascade; protein phosphorylation. Bases 415 to 2883 code for a protein of 822 amino acids. The transcript is spliced from 20 exons. The record is from RefSeq and is a predicted model, not a curated record. Gene Ontology annotation, molecular function: ATP binding; MAP kinase kinase kinase activity. Gene Ontology annotation, cellular component: plasma membrane; cytosol; mitochondrion.